AUGUCCGAAGAAAGGCGUCGAAUGUUACUAGCGCUAGCAGCCGUUUGCAUAUAUGACAAAGAGAGAGAAAAGAAAAAUAGAAGAUGUAGGGCGAAAAAAUGGUUACUUCAAAGACCAAGAUAUUCGCAUAUAAAUUUAAUGGCCGAGCUAGCACUACAAGAACCGAACGAUUUUAGAAACUAUUUACGAAUGGACUUUUGUACAUAUCAACAGUUGUUGUCUCUGUUGGAGCCAAUGCUAAAAAAACAAGAUACGUGCAUGAGAAAAGCGAUAACAGCUCAUGAACGAUUAUCAGCUACAUUGCGAUUUCUAGCAACCGGACGAUCUUAUGAGGAUUUACAAUACAGCGUUGCAAUAUCUAAGCAAUCUCUAAGCAAGAUAAUUCCAGAAACAUGUGAUGCGAUCAUAGCUACAUUGCAAGAAGAAUAUUUAAAGUUUCCUGAAACUGAAGAAGAAUGGUUAGACAUAGCAAAAACAUUUGAAGAAAGGUGGCAGUUUCCUCAUUGCUUAGGAGCUAUAGACGGGAAACAUGUAAAAAUUGUGCCCCCAGCAAAUAGUGGAUCAUAG
Parnassius mnemosyne (clouded apollo) is the source of this 567-nucleotide messenger RNA. NCBI's taxonomy places the organism in Eukaryota, Metazoa, Arthropoda, Insecta, Lepidoptera, Papilionidae. The record is from the annotation of a GenBank genome assembly.